Messenger RNA from Octodon degus (degu), 4458 nucleotides. RefSeq names its product mitogen-activated protein kinase 4 (gene Mapk4). Gene Ontology annotation, cellular component: nucleus; cytoplasm. The transcript has 6 exons. Gene Ontology annotation, molecular function: MAP kinase activity; ATP binding. The coding region runs from base 861 to 2612 and encodes 583 amino acids. Gene Ontology annotation, biological process: intracellular signal transduction; cell surface receptor signaling pathway; protein phosphorylation. The record is from RefSeq and is a predicted model, not a curated record. NCBI's taxonomy places the organism in Eukaryota, Metazoa, Chordata, Mammalia, Rodentia, Octodontidae.
CUGGGACCCGCCUGGCCGAGCGCGCCGGCGCCGCGACCGCAGACAAAGGCGCCGCUCGCGCCCGGGUGCCGCGCUCAGCGCUCCCCCUCGGGAAGGAGACUCGGCCUGAAGUGUGCCACGUUCCUGCAGGCUCUUUGCGGACACCAGACAUCUCAGUCCAGGUGGUGAAGGAGUAUGCUGCCCACAUCCAAAGGCUCUGGAGGAUCCUUGCCCAGAAGGACUCGGGACAUCAGGCGUAACUUGUGUAAAGCACACGAGAAGUAUUUGGCUUUCUCUAGCUUUUUUCCCAAACCACACUGGUUUGGUUUUUGAACUCUAAGGUAAGCUGAUUUUUAAAAAGCUGACAGAAAUAGAAAGAAGCCCCUAGACAUCUUUAGAACUCUCUGACAGGAUUCCUUCAUACUACUGAGUACAUAGAGGGGGGCUCUGAAUCAGCUGAGCUUUGGGCCCUUUUAAGUAAAGGAAUAGAGCUCAGCAAACAGCUCCUGCACUUGAGCCAGAGACCGCCUCUGACAAAAAGGAAUUCAAAGGGGAGAGAUGCUGCACAUUGUACUGUGAGAUGCAUGGUGACAGGAAAUGUCACCUUCCCCCAGAUAAUGAUCCUAGAUCUGCAGAAAGGAUGAGCCAUUGCAAGCAUCAGGGAGGACUUUGGGAGCAGAAGAGUUAGUGGACAGCUGUCGCCACCCCAGUAAGGAAGACACCUGAACAACUCAGCCAGCAGGGAGCUGCGCCAGGAGCAAAAACAUACCUUAGCUGCCGAACUUUGCAAGAUGAGGUGUGCUGGAGCAGCCACUAGCCAGGACUUGGCCUUUCCUGCCUGCCCCUUCAUCACAUGGGCAGUCCUAGAGCACUGAGCCACAAUGGCCGAGAAGGGUGACUGCUUCGCCAGUGUCUAUGGGUACGACCUUGGUGGGCGCUUUGUUGACUUCCAACCCCUGGGCUUUGGCAUCAAUGGGCUGGUGCUGUCGGCCGUGGACAGCCGGGCCUGCCGGAAGGUGGCAGUAAAGAAGAUCACCCUGAGUGAUUCCCGCAGCAUGAAGCAUGCGCUGCGGGAGAUCAAAAUCAUCCGGCGCCUGGACCACGACAACAUUGUGAAGGUGUAUGAGGUGUUGGGGCCCAAGGGCACCGACCUUCAGGGUGAGCUGUUCAAGUACAGUGUGGCCUACAUUAUCCAGGAAUACAUGGAGACUGACCUGGCGCGCCUGCUGGAGCAGGGCACACUGACGGAAGAGCACGCCAAGCUAUUCAUGUACCAGUUGCUCCGUGGGCUCAAGUACAUCCACUCUGCCAACGUGCUGCACAGGGACCUGAAGCCCGCCAACAUCUUCAUCAGCACAGAGGACCUUGUGCUCAAGAUUGGGGAUUUUGGGUUGGCAAGGAUCGUGGAUCAGCAUUACUCGCACAAGGGUUAUCUGUCAGAGGGGCUGGUGACAAAGUGGUACCGCUCUCCACGACUGCUCCUAUCCCCCAACAACUAUACGAAAGCCAUCGACAUGUGGGCAGCCGGGUGCAUCCUGGCGGAGAUGCUCACAGGGAAGAUGCUCUUUGCCGGAGCUCAUGAACUGGAGCAGAUGCAGCUGAUCCUAGAGACCGUCCCCGUGAUCCGCGAGGAGGACAAGGACGAGCUGCUCCGCGUCAUGCCAUCCUUCAUCAGCAGCAGCUGGGAGGUGAAGAGGCCGCUGCGCAAGCUGCUGCCUGACGUGAACAGUGAAGCCAUUGACUUUCUGGAGAAGAUCCUGACCUUUAACCCCAUGGACCGCCUGACAGCUGAGAUGGGGCUGCAGCAUCCCUACAUGAGCCCAUACGCAUGCCCUGAGGAUGAGCCCACCUCGCAGCACCCCUUCCGCAUAGAGGACGAGAUUGAUGACAUCGUCCUGAUGGCCACCAACCAGAGUCAGCUCUCCAACUGGGACAGGUACCCAGUGAGUCUGUCGUCAGACCUGGAGUGGCGACCUGACCGGUGCCAGGACACCAGUGAGGUACAGCGCGACCCGCGCGCGGGCUCGGCACCUCUCAUGGAGGACGUGCAGGUGGACCCUCGCAAGGACUCGCAGAGCAGCUCUGAGCGCUUCCUGGAGCAGUCACACUCAUCCAUGGAGCGUGCCUUUGAGGCUGACUACGGGCGCUCCUGUGACUAUAAGGUGGGGUCACCGUCCUACCUGGACAAGCUACUGUGGCGUGACAAUAAGCCGCACCACUAUUCGGAGCCCAAGCUCAUCUUAGAUCUGUCACAUUGGAAGCAGUCGGCGGGUGCGCCUUCCACGGCUGCCGUAGUGACAGACGCAGUGGCACCCGAGGAGGAGCCAGCCAGCCUUUUCCUGGAGAUCGCCCAGUGGGUCAAGAGCACACAGGGCGGACCCGAGAGCACUAGCCCGCCCCGAGAUGGCCCCGAGCGCCGCCUGUCCCCCUCACCCUCUGACUGCGCGGCCCCGGUUGACGGGGGUGCAAGCCCUCAGUUUGACUUGGAUGUGUUUAUCUCGCGUGCUUUGAAACUCUGCACCAAGCCUGAGGACCUGCCAGAGGACAAACUGGGUGACCUCAAUGGCGCAUGCAUCACAGAACACCCUGGUGACCUCGUGCAACCGGAGGCCUUCUCCAAAGAAAGGUGGUGAAGCCAGAGGGGGCCUUUGUAGUCCCUAGCAGGAAACCACCCCAGAAAGCCCUGCCUGGCCGGAGGGGAUCACCACCCCUUCUGCCCCUCUCUGCAGCCUUGGGGUUAGCAGAGCACAUGAAGGAUCCGAGGAGCAAGAGGAAUGUCCAUUUCUUAAACUGCCUUAAUUACCAGCCUUUAAUCUCUGGGAGCAACUUUGAACAGGAGCUGACUGGGAGUAACCACUUUCCCAGCAAAAAGGAGGCCGUGUGUUUUAUAAGUGGCAGGGCAUGGGAAAAAGCGAGUCUUAACGACAGUCUGCAAGCCCUGCCUGCGUGGUCAGGUGCAGAGCAGAUUGCAAACACGAUUGUGAAGCCAUCUGGCUCACCAGCCUCACCUGACAGCUGAGGAAGGACACUCAGGCCCAGAGAAGCAAGGUGAUUUAUUGAGGUUCAUCGACUUGUUUAGUCAGUGUCAGGGUGAGCCUUGAAUCCCAGUCUCCAGCCCCUGGACCAGUGUCUGUCCCCAGUAUCAUGUCUUCCUCUGCUAGGUCAUCUGGCUUUGUUUUUUGUUUUUGUGGGGUUUUUGGCAAGAAAACUUGGUCCGAGAUGUUUCUGCCCUGUCCAUUACCAUCUGAUCCACCCAGCUCUUUAAUUCAGAGCAAUGUUCCUUGUAUUCUUAAACUGGAAACUGAAUCAGUUUCUGCUAGUCCCAGGCAUAUGUUUACUGGCUCCCCAAAUAUGUAGAUGUUCUCAUCUGCCACCCCCUCCUCCAUGUUUGCCUCAUCUCUGUGUGGUCUGAAAUCUUUGUUUCAGAGCAGAGCAGUGCAGGGUCCUGGGGAAAGUUGGCCACUCUCCCAGGCCUGUGCACACACCUCUGGCGCGCCCCAUGCACUUUCCUGACUCGCACAGAGACACUGUCCUCAUUCCCCGGUGGAUGUCGUACAUGAUGAGUUUGAAGACAGCCGUAGGACGAAUCCCUCCACCCUAAUCUCUUGCAUUCACCUGCCCCCCCACACACACACACACGUACAGAGCUCCUCUCCAAACCCACCCCGGCACAGGAAGUUCUCAGUACAUAUUGCUCACUUGGAGGAAAACAAUGAGAUGCCUGCCAUAGACCAAACACAUCAGGAGGGAAGGUUUCACAUGGGACCUGUCACCCCUCAGGCAUACUGCCCUUGAUUUGGGCCAUCCAUUUAGCACUGGCUGAGAGCAGGCCCUAAGAAAAAGCACUGGUCAACUAGCAACCUUGGGGCAAGGAACUCAGAAAGAUAGGACAGGUAACAACUGAAGUUCCCCCCACACACACAACACGAGCUUGGAGUACACACCCCUCUGCAGAAGCAUGGGUUGGAGUCACUCACAGUCCCUGGAACUCUGCCAUUGGUGUCCAUCUCUUUACUUUCCCCAAAACCCCAAAGAUACCCAAGGAAGUCUAGCCAGCCUGUAGGGAGGAGAUUCCCCCAGUGUGGGUCUUGGACUGUGUUUACUCUCACAUCUCAGCACCUUAAAUUCAAUCAGCAAGUUAUCAUUUGUACACUGAAACCUGCUACAUGUUAGGAGCUUAUAUUUAAAAACAGAAUGUAAUCACAUUGACCUGUUUUUAAAUGAAAAUAUGUAAAUAUGAAGAAUUUAGGCUUUGCUUUAAGAAAAAAAAAAAAAGGAAAUAUAUACCAGUCCUCAUGUGCCAUUGUGUCCUCAGAGUGUGACUUUACUUUUUGGGUAAAGGAACAAGCUGCUGACCUUGACCAGAAGUUCGUGUAUAGUUGUCCUUACAGAGAAAUUCUUAUAACUACUCAUUUUUUUUAAAGACAAUUCUAUUAAACAUUAUUAAACUUGAUCAGGAUGGGCCAAAUAAAGUUUUAU